Molecule: messenger RNA, 824 nt
Organism: Spinacia oleracea (spinach)
Lineage: Eukaryota; Viridiplantae; Streptophyta; Magnoliopsida; Caryophyllales; Amaranthaceae
Exons: 3
Coding region: 81-599 (172 amino acids)
Source: RefSeq, a predicted model, not a curated record
UUCCUUAGUCUCACUUUCUUUCCCUUUGACCACUCGCACUCUUUCUGUCUCCUACAUUCUCUCUCCUAAACUCCACUUCAAUGGAAACACAGUUGCUUAGCAUUAGCUCUGCUUCAAUGGAGGCUUCUAUCUCCUCUUUACUGGAAUCUCUCAAGGUUGAGCUUGUUCUUGCUUCUCUUCAAUCUCUUGCCUUUAUCCAGAGAUUUCUUCUCCUUUCUUUGACUGCUGAACAUCUUGCAGACAAUGAGCUUCUCAAGAACAAAUGGAUUUCCCUGUCUGAAGUUUACAAAGUAAAGAAAACUGAAGAUGAGGCCAAGGAUGCGAGUGACUCAGACAACGACGAUGAGGAUGAAGAUGAUGAGGAUGCUGGCGAUGAUGAUGACGACGAUGAUGAAGACUUUUCAGGAGAAGAAGAUGCAAGUGACGAUGAAGGAGAUCCAGAGGAUGAUACGGCGGCCAAUGGUGGUGGGGGAAGCGGUGAUGACGACGACGAUGAUGACGAGGACGAUGAUGACGACGACAAUGAUGAAGAAGAGGAAGAAGAAGAAGAUGAUGAUGAUGAUGAAAAGCAACAGCCUCCGCAGAAAAAGAAGAAGUGAGAUGAGAUGACAUGGAUGGGGAUGUUGUAUUUUACUCUUCUCUUCUCUCAUUCAGGUAUUGUGAUUGGUUGGGCUUUGGUUUCUAUUUAGGAUUAUGGUAGACUAAGUUAGUUUGUAUUGUUUUCAUGGUAGUUUAAAGGUUGUUUAUGUUAGACGGGGGAGAUUAUUCGUUGUCCUUUGAUGAAUGAUCAAAUUUCUCUUCAUUAGGCGUUUUUUAGCGUGUGA